Molecule: messenger RNA, 1050 nt
Organism: Truncatella angustata
Lineage: Eukaryota; Fungi; Ascomycota; Sordariomycetes; Amphisphaeriales; Sporocadaceae
Product: family 53 glycosyl hydrolase
Exons: 2
Coding region: 1-1050 (349 amino acids)
Biological process (GO): pectin catabolic process
Molecular function (GO): glucosidase activity
Source: RefSeq, a predicted model, not a curated record
AUGUUGUUUCAAAGUGCUCUCGUCGCUUUCUGCGCCGGGCUGGCCCAGGCGGCCUUAACUUAUCGAGGAGUGGAUUGGUCAUCCGCCGCCAUGGAGGAGAAAGCCGGUAUCAGUUACAAGACAUCAAGCGGUACCGCUCAGUCACUUGAGAAGAUUCUGGUGGAUAAUGGAGUGAACAUCGUUCGGCAGAGAGUAUGGGUCAACCCAUCGGAUGGCAACUACAACCUCAACUACAAUGUCGCCCUUGCCAAGCGUGCGAAGGCUGCUGGUCUCGACGUUUAUCUUGACCUCCACUACUCCGACACAUGGGCGGACCCGUCUAACCAGAAGAUUCCAUCCGGAUGGCCAAGUGACAUCAACGACUUGUCGUGGAAGGUUUACAACUACACUUUGGAUGUGUGCAAUACCAUGAAUACCGCCGGCGUUACGCCAAAGAUUGUUUCGAUCGGUAACGAGAUCACAGCCGGUAUGCUUCUCUCCGCCGGAAGUACUUCCAAUAUGUACAAUCUGGCGACACUCCUCCACUCCGCCGCCUACGGAGUUAAGGACAGUAAAUUGGCCACCAAACCCAAAAUCGCCAUUCACUUGGACAACGGCUGGAAGUGGGAUACGCAGAGCUGGUGGUAUACUGAUGUUCUGGCUGCGGGUCCGUUAUCGGCGUCUGAUUUCGACAUCAUGGCAGUUUCCUACUAUCCUUUCUAUAACUCAGCAGCUACGCUUGCCAGCUUGAAGACCAGUCUUACAAACAUGGCCAGCAAGUGGGGCAAGGAGAUUAUCGUCGCCGAAACCAACUGGCCAACAUCUUGUCCUUCGCCGGCCUUCACAUUCCCUAGCGAUCUGAAAAGCAUCCCAUUCUCGGCCGCAGGCCAGACAACCUUCUUGCAGAAGGUCGCAGCUGUGGUCGAUGGUGUCAGUACUGGUAGUGGGUUGUUCUAUUGGGAGCCCGCCUGGGUCGACAACGCGGCACUGGGUUCUUCAUGUCCCUCCAACACCUUGUUCCAAUACCCUGGUACUGCGUUAUCGAGCUUGGCGGUCUUCAAGACUUUUUAA